CAACAAUCCGUUGACCUUUUACAAAACGCAGGAUACGGUCACGAGCACGAUCGGUCGAUGGAUGUACUACAUCGACCAGUUCGACUUUGACCCGUACCACAUUCCCGGUCCCGCCAAUCGAGCUGCGGACGCCCUCUCACGACGGCCCGAUUUUUGUGCCAUUGUGACCACGGCAUUCGACCUCGAUGACGAUCUGCAGCCGCAUUUCGUCAAAGGCUACAAGUCCGAUCCGACUUACUCUACGCUUUACGCGGAGCUUUCAUCGGAUCACCCGCUGGCUAGCCACUAUCGGAUUUCCGACGGGUUCCUUCUCCUUCACACUAGAGGAAAGGACUUGUUAGUUGUGCCCCAAGAUCGCAUCUUAUGUACUCGUCUUCUCGGCGAAUUCCACGACGCACGACUUUCGGCACACCUUGGCGUGAACCGCACAUUAGCACGCCUCCGCCAGCGGUUUCACUGGCCCGACGUCCUUCAUGACGUCACGAGGUACAUUGAGUUAUGUGCAGUUUGCCACCGUAACAAGGGUCGAUCUCGAGUCCCCUUCGGCGAACUGAAACCGUUGCCGAUUCCUCGGGCACCGCGCCUCUCCAUUGCUAUGGACGUGACAGGCCCGUUCCCCCGCGAUCGUCACGGCCAUGACGGUAUUCUCACGGUCGUUGACCGUUUGAGCAAGUAUGCUCGCUUCCUUCCUUGCAACUAUCAUGCUGCAGCGCCUGAGCUCGCACGACUCUUGCACACCGGUUGGAUUACCAACCAGGGUGUUCCGGAAGACAUAGUGAGCAACCGAGAUACUCGCUUCAUGUCGGCUUUUUGGACUUCCCUCAUGGCCGAGUCCGGUACGACAAUGGAGUCGAGCUCGGCUCGGCACCCGCAGACGGAUGGCCAGACGGAACGAGCGCACCAGACCGCUCAGAUGAUGUUGCCUACGCUCAUCCGUCCCGACCAGAAAGAUUGGGUUGACCGGCUUCCCGACAUCGAGUUCGCCUAUAACACUUCGGUGCACCCGACGAUCUGCGUCACACCAUUCGAGCUACAUCAUGGUGGAGAAAAAGCACGGAUCUUCGUUGAUCUCCUUUUGCCACAGGCUGCCGACAUAGACGUCCCUUGCUCUCCCGCUUCCGUUCGGAAGUACCGGGACUUGCUGAUCAAAGCCCACGCGAAUAUGCAAAAGGCUCAGAUCCGCAUGCAGCAGCAGGCUAACCGACGUCAACUUCCAUGUCCUUUCCGCGAGGGAGACCUUGUUUGGGUCCUCUCCGAGGAAUUUGUGCUCGAGCAGGACGUUUCGCGCAAACUCCUUCCGAAAUGGUUCGGACCAUGGGAAGUCACUUCUGUCGUUGGAGGCGACCCCGUAGGUCCUUCCUUUGUGGUCAACAUUCCUCCACACCUUCCAGUGCACCGGGUCUUCCACGCGUCGAAGCUGGCCAUCUACACGCCACCUUCCGCCGACGAGUUUCCCGGCCGUCGAUCACAGGAUCCGCCUUCUAUGGACGGACAUCAGGAAGUCGACCGAGUCAUCACGCAUCGCAAGUAUGGCAACAAGCCAAUGCAGUUCAAAGUCACAUUCAAGCAAUGUGCGCCUGAUGACACUCGGUGGAUCUCCAGUACAGAUUUGCAGACUUCUGCACCCCUUAUCUUCGCCGACUAUGAGAAGCGGCGCCUUGCUAAGGAAGCAGCUCAGAGGAGACGAGAGAGAAGGAGAUUGGCAGAGGGAAGAGAGGAGGACGAGGAAGGGAAGGAGGAGGGGGAGGAGGGGAAGCACGAGGAGGAGGAGGGGGAGGAGGGGAAGCACGAGGAGGAGGGGGAGGCGGAGGGGAAGGAGGGGAAGGAGGGGGAGGAAACGGAGGACGAGGACGAGAUCAGGGAGGACGAGACCAAAGGAGGAGGAGGCGGAGGAGGACGAAGAGGCGGAGGGAGGACGAGGAGGUCAGGGAGGACGAGACCAAAGGAGGAAGAGGGGGGGAAGGGAGAGGCGGACCGCCGCGGACGAGGAGGGGAAGAGAGGAGGAGGGGAAGGUCAGGGAGGACGAACCCUAAGGAGGAGGAGGGGGGGGACGACGAGGAGGCGGAGGGAGGAGGACGAGGUCAGGGAGAACGAGACCGAAGGAGGAGUAGGGGGAAAGGGGGAGGAGGGAGAGGAAGACGAGGAGGGGAAGGGAGGAGGACGAGGUCCGGAAGGAGGAGGAGCGGGAGGAGGACGAGGAGGAAAAGGGAGAAGGACGACGCGGCAACGGAGGACGAGACCGAAGGAGAGGACGAGGAGGACGAGGUGGAGGACGAAGAGGAUGGGGCGGCGGAGGGGGAGGGACCGAGGACGACGAGGAGGCGCAGGGAAGAGGAGGACGAGACAGGAGGGGGGGAGGAGGGGGAGGAGGCGGGAGAGGAAGACGAGGAGGGGAAGGGAGGACGACGUGGUCAAGGAGGACGAGACCGAAGGAGGAGGAGGAGAAGGGGGAGGAGGAGGAGGAGGCGAAGGGAGGAGGAAGACGAGGUCAGGCAGGACGAUACCGAGGACGAGGAUGAGCAGCAGGACAGAGAGGACGAGGUGGAGGACGAAGACGGACGGGCGGCGGAGGGGGAGAAGGGGGCGGCGGACGGGGAGGACGAAGAGGAAGAGGAGGGAGAGGGCCACAACGAGGACGAGGAAGACGAAGAGGAACACGAGGACGACGAGGAUCUAGCGGCCUACGCCGCUAUUACUUGCUAAACCAUGCCCGGCAAGGAGGAGGGAGGGGGGGGAAGGCGGGGAAGCAUCGCGGAUAGAGAACCGUAGGUUGAACAUGUAAGGCGGGAGACGGCAAUAAAUGUAUAUAUAAUACGUGAAAAUGGAAUAGAACGACGAUAAUACGUGGAGGAAUACAAGGAAGAAAGUGAAUACUGAAGGACGAGGAGAAGGAGAAAGAAUAGAGGGAGAAGGAAGACGAGGACGGCGGGAACAAGGAGGAGGAGGAGGAGGAGGAGGAGGAAAAGGAACAGCAGAAAGAGAGAGGGAGGCGAAAGCCGAAAAGGAGGGAGGGUGGCAGCUCGCCAAAUGCGAAAAGACCUGGCGCAGACGUGGCACGAUUAAUCAACUCGACCGCGGCUCUGCCGCGGGCAUUCUUUGCCAACAAACAGAAUUGCUCCAGUACCUCCAUCUGCCUGCUCUCCAGAUCCAUGGUGUGCGUGUGAUGCCAGCUGACGUUGCACGAUUGGUCGGUUGACUGAUUGAUUGAUUGAUUGAUCAAUCAAGUGAUUGAUUGAUUUGAUUGAUUGAUUGAUUGGUUGAUUGAUUUGAUUGAUUGCUUGAUUGAUUGCUUGAUUGAUUGGAUGAUGAAGGGUUGACAAGUGAAUGUGUCGAUCAAUAACCGGCGAUCAGAACCGAUCAGAACAGGUUGCAUAGAUCACAACUGACGAGAGGGAGGAUGAGAUUGAGGACGAACAACAAUCACGUCGUUAUACAACACCGGGCUCAAGCAGCAGACCCUGCUGUCUAACGAUGCCUGCAGGCGUUUGCUGGAGUAUUACAGGGUAUCGCCCACGUUGAACAGCUGUCAGAGGGCCGGAAGGAAGAAGGUGCCACCAUGCCGCCGUCCCACGUGGCACCUGAACAGAAAGGGUUAAAAAAAAAAAACACCAAUAUAAUCAACACGUUUCGCUAUC
Messenger RNA from Chara braunii, 3636 nucleotides. NCBI's taxonomy places the organism in Eukaryota, Viridiplantae, Streptophyta, Charophyceae, Charales, Characeae. The record is from the annotation of a GenBank genome assembly.